AUGAAAAUCCUGGGUAAGCGACCGUUCAACAGCGGCAUCCGAGUUCUUGAAUUCAUGAAAUAUCUGGCGAAGAAAGAUGGCAUUGGCACGCUUGUGCUCGUCAAGGACAGCCCCCGGAUUGUCCGUAAUCCCAACACGGAGGCUCCGACUCAUGGCGUCAAUGGUGCACCCUUGACGCCAUUAGUCGGAGCCUCCGUGUGCGGUCGAGGAUUGAGGAAACAAUCGGUUGGCGAAGCAGCCACCGUGGGCAUUUCCACGGGAGCCGAGACCGCCCCGAAUGCAGAGGAGAUUGGAUACAGAACUCCACCGGAAGGUGGUCAGCGUGAUGCCGAACCUUAUCUAAAAGAUGCUCGAUACUGA
Peronospora matthiolae is the source of this 360-nucleotide messenger RNA. Lineage: Eukaryota; Oomycota; Peronosporomycetes; Peronosporales; Peronosporaceae. The record is from the annotation of a GenBank genome assembly.